CACCCAAAACUGUAAAAAUGGCUGCGACACCCACGUUCUUUCGUCGUCACCAUCCUCACACUCAGACCACUUCAACUUCAGCAAAACCAGCAGCAUCCGAAAUACCAAUCCCGAUCCCAACAUGCAAAAGCCUCACCUUUAUACCAGUUCAUUUCAUCACUGAUCCAAUCCCUACCAAACCAUGCAAACCCACCAAACCGUUUCUGGGUUCUCUCAGUUUGUACUACUCUUUGUUCUUCUGCUUCUGUUGCUCAGAACUGCAUCUGGGUUUGGAUCAAUGGGGCCGAUAUCGGCGUCCUUUGGUGAAAGUGGCUUCUUCUGCGCCAUAGAUGCUAGCGGAGAGCAGGAGGUGGUCUGUUGGGGCAAGAACAGCUCGGCGUCGACGCCGUCAUCCUCUUCUUUGCCUACUUCGGCGUCUUUCAGCAACAUUCCGUCGAUGGCUGCUCUCUCCGGCGGUGAGGGUUUUCUCUGCGGCAUUUUAUCCAACACUUCUCAGGCGUAUUGCUGGAGCUCCAUUGCCCCAGGUACAGAUCUAGUACCACCCAAUUUCAAGAGCACUGCUUAUUCUCAUAUUGCCGCCGGGAAGCGCCACGUCUGUGCCAUCAGAGGCUCUUAUUAUUCUGAUCACGAUUUGGGUACAGUCGAUUGUUGGGAGAUCGUUGAGACUGGGAAUGGUACUCUGAGUUCAAAACAGAGUACUCUGUUUUAUGACCAGUCAAUAAGCAAUCUUGUUUUCAAGAGGGUUGUUUCUGGUGAAGGGUUUAGCUGUGGCGGGAUUAGAGAAGGAGGGCUUGUUUGCUGGGGACCCAACUCUGCAAACAUAGGUGUCUCUGGUGUGCUAGACAAUUUCACAGCUUUAGCUUCAGGGAAGGCUUCACUAUGUGGGAUUUCAGAUACUGGUAAGGUUCACUGUUGGGGUGAUGCUGAUUUGUUAGCUGGUCAUCCUAAUGACAGCCAAUACGUGGCGUUGGCCGCCGGGGCUCGCCAUUCUUGUGGGAUUAGAGAAGAUAAUCAUGGAGUUGAGUGUUGGGGGAUUUUUAACUCUUCUUUGGUUCCUAAAGGUCCAGGGUUUGUUGCAAUUGCUUCGUCCGAUUUUACUACUUGUGGGAUUAGGGAGGAUGAUCUGGUGUUGUCUUGUUGGGCUUCUAAUGCAACUUCCUCCCAGAAACCUGAGUAUGAUCCUCCAUUGGAGUUGUGUAGUCCAGGUCUUUGUAGUCCUGGUUUUUGUGGAGUGGGGAAGUUUGCGUUCAAUGCUAGUGUUCUUAAUGAGGUUGAUUUGACAAGCUUGUGUGUUCGAAAAGAUCUAACGAUGUGUUCACCUUGCGGGUCGAAUUGUUCGGAAGGAUACUUCUUGUCGAGUUCAUGUACUGAACACGCUGAUAGGGUGUGCACAGCUUGCUCUCUUUGCCAAAACAGCACUUGUUGGAGUAUUUGUGGGCUUCAAGCAUCUCCAGAGAUGAAGAAGAAGCUUUGGCAUCAUAUUAAGAGAUUGGUGUUCAUAUUCGGGUCUUGUGCUUUAGGUUUCUUGUUGGUGUUAAUCAGUUGGUGCUUUCUUCCCCGUUUAACCACUUCUCGAAAGGAAGAAGGUAACAAGCAGCAGUCCAAGUCUUGCACUGGGAAGUCAGAGUUGGAAGCAGACACUAAAGAAGAUUCAGAAGCUCCUCUAUCCGUUGUUCCAUGUCCUGGCAUGGCUCAAGUGUUCAGACUAUCGGAACUUAAAGACGCAACCAACGGGUUCAAGGAGUUCAAUGAGCUUGGUAGGGGAAGCUACGGCUUUGUUUACAAAGCUGUUCUAGCAGAAGGGCAGCAGGUUGCAGUCAAGAGGGCAAAUGCUGCUACUAUAAUUCACACCAACGGUAGGGACUUUGAAAUGGAAUUAGAAGUUCUUUGCAAAAUCCGACACUGUAAUAUUGUGAACUUGUUAGGUUACUGCUCAGAGAUGGGGGAGAGGCUACUUGUAUACGAGUACAUGCCCCAUGGUACACUUUAUGAUCAUCUCCAUGGCGGCCUUUCUCCUCUAAACUGGGGCUUCAGGUUGAAAAUUGCAAUGCAGGCUGCAAAGGGGCUCGAGUACCUUCACAAGGAAUUUGUCCCUCCCAUUGUCCACCGCGAUGUCAAGACCUCAAAUAUUCUUCUAGAUUCUGAAUGGGGUGCAAGAAUUGCAGAUUUCGGGCUCCUUACUUCUAAUGACAAGGAUCAUGGUGGGGAUUUGGAAAGUGAUGUUUACAACUUUGGGAGAGUACUAUUAGAGAUUCUCAGUGGAAGGAAAGCUUAUGACAGGGAUUAUGAUCCUCCAAGUAUAGUUGAGUGGGCAUUGCCCUUAAUAAAACAGAACAAAGCAGCUGCUAUCAUCGAUCGAUAUGUAGCUCUUCCGAGAAAUGUUGAGCCUUUGCUUAAACUUGCUGAUAUAGCAGGACUAGCUGUUAAGGAAAAGCCUAAUGAGCGUCCUACCAUGUCUGAUAUUGCAUCUUGGUUGGAGCACAUUGUGAAAGAUGGUUUGACCUUGUAGUUUUGGAAUCAGGUCGCCGGAUAUACAUCAAACAUUGGUCAGUACAGACAGUACUACUUCAGUAAGUUAUUUUCUUCCCCCACUGUACAUCUCUUAUGAGCUUCUUGUAAAUUUCGUUGGCUAUUCCUUGCUCUUCUUUCUUUGUUUCCCAUUAUAUUUCCCUUAAUCCUCACAAAGUGAAGGGAUCAAUUUUUUUUUGCACAA
Argentina anserina (silverweed cinquefoil) is the source of this 2713-nucleotide messenger RNA. Its product is annotated as serine/threonine-protein kinase-like protein CCR1. Gene Ontology annotation, molecular function: protein serine/threonine kinase activity; ATP binding. Bases 182 to 2509 code for a protein of 775 amino acids. The transcript has a single exon. Lineage: Eukaryota; Viridiplantae; Streptophyta; Magnoliopsida; Rosales; Rosaceae. The record is from RefSeq and is a predicted model, not a curated record. Gene Ontology annotation, biological process: protein phosphorylation.